Molecule: messenger RNA, 2202 nt
Organism: Coregonus clupeaformis (lake whitefish)
Lineage: Eukaryota; Metazoa; Chordata; Actinopteri; Salmoniformes; Salmonidae
Product: mitochondrial glutamate carrier 1-like
Exons: 11
Coding region: 661-1647 (328 amino acids)
Biological process (GO): aspartate transmembrane transport; malate-aspartate shuttle; L-glutamate transmembrane transport
Molecular function (GO): L-aspartate transmembrane transporter activity; L-glutamate transmembrane transporter activity
Source: RefSeq, a predicted model, not a curated record
AGGGAGGGACUUAGGCAGGAGGACAAUGCUUGUGUAUGUGCAACGGCCCCUGAGCGGUGGCUGGCUCUCGCAGAUCACUCUUGCUUGACUACUGUUGCUGCACACAUUGUUGAAGUGAAAGGAAAGAGGACAGCUUGAUCCUGCUUGUGGGAUGCACUGACAGGGGGGACUAGUGUGAAUGGAGCGGAGCUGAAAGAAAGUUUCACAGAGCGGCUCAGUGAAAGGCAUGUGCAGAAUGUGACUGACUGGGCUCUAGAAAUGCAAAGACUGAGCUGUAAGAAGAGAGGGAUCCAGAGGAAUGGUUAGAAAGAGGAGGAUGGUUGUGGUGGAAGAUAAGAACUGAGGACAAAUCAAGAGAAUGGUGUCAAAACUAAGACAGAGACCACUGGUAUUCCUGUGUGGCACAGUGGAGCAGGAAGACUGGCCAGAGAACACCGGUUAAGCUCAGGUGGUGGGUACCACAUUACAUCGGAGAGGAACCCUAUUGGUGCCCCACUGUGGAAGAACAGACACCACAUUGAUACCACAGAGGUGGCAAGCUGCAUUUGUGCUGCAGACAGGUGGGCCGGUAAGGGUACGGUGGUGGUGACACCUUUGGGCUGAGCUGGUGUGCCGACAGGAGGAGGAGGAGGAAGAAAACCGUCGUGGGCCUGGAGCCCAAUGAGAGAUAGGAUGGCCGAGCAGAAAGUUAGCCUCCCUUCUAAGCUGAUUAAUGGAGGCGUGGCAGGGCUGGUGGGUGUGACCUGUGUGUUUCCUAUUGAUCUGGCCAAGACCCGCCUACAGAACCAGCAAGGUGCCCGAGUCUACACCGGAAUGCUGGACUGUUUGACGAAGACAGUAAAGAUGGAAGGCUACUUUGGGAUGUAUCGAGGUGCAGCAGUGAAUCUCACUCUUGUCACACCAGAGAAAGCCAUUAAACUGGCAGCAAAUGAUAUCUUCAGACAGAAGCUCUCCAAGGACGGGAAGUUGCCCCUGUGGGGGGAGAUACUGGCAGGAUGUGGGGCGGGGACCUGCCAGGUGAUAGUGACCACACCCAUGGAGAUGCUCAAGAUCCAGUUGCAGGACGCAGGAAGGUUGGCUGCCAUAAAUAGAGUGGUCCAAGCACGCACUGCAGCGCCUGGUCCAGCUCCUUGUCCACUUCCUCCAGCCCAGCCUGCCCCUCUACCUCGGACCACUGCCGUCCGUAUCACCCUGGAGCUACUGAAGACACACGGCCUGCCUGGCCUCUACCGGGGAGCAGGAGCCACACUGAUGAGGGAUGUCCCUUUCUCCAUGAUCUACUUCCCGCUGUUCGCCAACCUGAACGCGCUGGGCCGGGAAGGGCCGGGUAGCCAUGGAGACUUGCAGGAGCGGGCCCCCUUCCUGCAGUCCUUCACGGCAGGCUGCACAGCCGGGUCACUGGCAGCUGUAGCUGUCACACCACUGGACGUCAUAAAGACUCGUAUACAGACCUUGCAGAAGGGGGAGGGGGAGGACACAUACCGAGGCAUUGUUGACUGCACACGGAGGAUCUGGAGUAAAGAGGGCCCAGCAACAUUUCUCAAGGGGGCGACGUGUCGCGCACUGGUCAUCGCCCCCCUCUUUGGCAUCGCACAGGGGGUCUACUUCCUGGGCAUAGGAGAGCAGUUGCUAGGGCUACUGGGAUAGCAGCAGCAUGUGGCAGUGUCCUUUACAGUACAGAACAUACUGCUUCAUUUAGCAGUGAAAGUGAAUGGAGGGAGAGAGGAGAAUGUAUAAGCAGUGAGUACAUGGAGUGAGAGACAGAGGUCACAAUCAGCUAACCAAAGGAUGAAAAAGGAAGCGCAAGAUGGGGAGGUUAGCUGCUAACAUGGGAAACAUUACACACUAAUUAUGUUUGUCUACAUUUCUAAAGCAGGUUUCUAUAGGUUAAGCAGGGACUUAACCUCCACAUUGGCUUUCCACCCCCCAGUGAGUUGCUUUCCCAUCCGUGAGUUGUAAUCUUGGACUCCUCCUGUUAAUGCUUUAAUCCUAGUCUCUGUACUGUAACCCACUGAACAGCCAAGCUCCUCUCCUACAGGUUAGACUGCUGGGCCUGCACAGAGGUCUUACCUUCAUGUUCUCCACAACUCUGAGGCUCAGAAGCAAACCUCUUCAGAGAGCUAGCUGUAUUACUGUUACCUUAACCUUUUUAAUGCAUCGUUGAAUUACAUGUCAUGCGCACAAUAAAAAUAAUGCAAAUAA